AUGCCGCCUCGACUUUUGCCACGGCUCUCCCAGCCUACAGCUUCGACUGCGAUUUCGGUCGCCGGAUCACCGAUCCCUUCCUUCCUGCUCCCAUUCCUCCACCUCCAAUCGCGAAACGCAUCAAUCCUAGGUUCGCUCUCCGACCGACCAGGCGCAUAUAACAGACGGAUUCGACGUGGAAGAGGUCCUGCCUCAGGCAACGGUGGGAAGUCAGGUCGUGGUUCCGACGGUCAGAAACAGCAUGGCAAGGUGCCAGAAGGUUUCAAUGGUGGUCAAACACCCGAACAUAUCGUUCAUGGUAAAUAUGGAUUCAAGAAUUCCCACUCCGUUGAAAUGGCACCCAUAAACCUCGACCGGAUACAGGAAUGGAUCGACCAAGGCCGGCUCGCAGCCGACAAACCCAUCACGCUGAGAGAGCUGUCGAAAAGCGGUGCCGUGCGGGGCAUCAGAGACGGAAUCAAACUUCUGGCCAAUGGCGCAGCGAGCUUGAAACAGCCCAUCCACGUCGUUGUCUCGCGAGCAUCGCAGACUGCCAUCGAGGCGGUCGAAGCUCUCGGUGGCACCGUCACCACCCGAUUCUACACACCACAGGCAAUCAAACGAGUUCGAGCGGGCGAAAUGCAUCCCUAUAUCAGCUUGAAAUGGGAUCAGGCAAGUAUCGGCCGUCCCGCUCUGGCCGUGGACGGAGCGGAGGAACUUGUAUCUCGGGUCAAGGCCAUGGGGUUCGAAUACCGCCUACCAGACCCCUCGGCCAGAAAGGACAUCGAGUACUACCGUGACGUGAAGAACAGAGGUUACCUAGCACACACCGUGCCAGAAGGCGAGGACCCAAGCCUGUACUGGAGGCGAGUACUGUCGCCCGAGGCAGUGCAAGCUCUCAAGAAGAAGCGUGGCAUCUCCGGGAAAGCUGGCGCCAUGUCGGCCAAUCAGCUAUGGUAG
Molecule: messenger RNA, 939 nt
Organism: Exophiala aquamarina CBS 119918
Lineage: Eukaryota; Fungi; Ascomycota; Eurotiomycetes; Chaetothyriales; Herpotrichiellaceae
Product: large subunit ribosomal protein L15
Exons: 2
Coding region: 1-939 (312 amino acids)
Biological process (GO): translation
Cellular component (GO): mitochondrial large ribosomal subunit; ribosome
Molecular function (GO): structural constituent of ribosome
Source: RefSeq, a predicted model, not a curated record